UUAACAAAAAAAAAAAAUUCAUUUGUUUUUGGUUUUUCCAAAUUUCCCCUAAUACAUUAAAAAUUACAAACAAGUAAGCCUAAACCCUCUGCCUCAGUGAGAGUCUUUACUAGAGGCUCUCCAAUCUCCGUCUUAAGCCGCCGCAAACUAGCUCGGAAACCAGACGACAAGAGCCCGCAACUGACGCAACCGCAUCUUUCUCCCUCGUUCGUCGUCCAAGUUAAAUCUCAUCGCUGACUCUCAGUUGGUCACUGGAGGCCCCCAAAGAGCUUCUGAACUACUGAUUUUGAACGUGGAGCGAGUUCCUUGUUGUGAUUACUCUGAUUCUGCUAUGGCUGCACCCAACGUUCGUACUAGCAGCUUCUCUCGCAACAUAUCAGUUGUCUCCUCAUCCCCUCAAAUACCUGGUCUCAAAUGCGGUCCUAAUGGCACUACUUUCAUAUCCACUGGGAUUCGUGAUCUCGACAGGAUACUAGGUGGUGGGUAUCCUUUGGGAAGUUUAGUGAUGGUGAUGGAAGAUCCUGAAGCGCCGCAUCAUAUGGAUCUCCUGAGGACUUUUAUGUCUCAGGGGCUUGUUAACAACCAUCCACUUCUUUACGCUAGUCCUUCCAAAGAUCCUAGAGGGUUUCUUGGUACUUUGCCGAAUCCUGGAUCGUCCAAAGAAGAUAAGCCUACUGCCCCAGACCUUGAUCAGGGAGAGAGCUUGAGGAUUGCUUGGCAGUAUCGGAAGUAUAUGGAAAACCAGAAGAGUUCUAUUGAUGAUUACUCCAAUGACUUUGAUAUGAGAAAGCCCUUGGAGAGGCAGUUUCUUGCCGGACGGCCGAUUGAUUGUGUCAGUCUGCUAGAUUCUUCCGAUCUUUCUGUUGCUCAGGACCAUUGCGCUACUUUUUUAUCAAAAUUUCCGAGAAACAGCAGUAACAUUGCAUCCAUUGGCCGCAUCGCAAUCCAGUCAUUCUGCUCUCCCCUUUGUGAGUAUUCUGAUAAGGAAUCAGACAUGCUUUCCUUCAUAAGAUUGCUGAAAAGUAUGCUGAUGGUUUCAAAUGCGGUAGCCAUUGUUACUUUCCCGCCUUCCAUGCUCUCCCCAUCUUCGUCAACAAGACUGCAGCACAUGGCGGAUACCUUACUCUCUAUCAAAGCGAUCCCAGAUGGUGACAAGGAAUUGGAGAAGCUUCUCACUGGCUACAAGGACAUAAAUGGAUUCCUCAACAUACACAAAGUUGCGCGUAUCAAUACACAGGUGCCUGUAAUUCUAGAGGCAAAGACCUUCUCAAUGAGCUUGAAGAAGAGAAGAUUCUUGGCUCUAGAGUGUCUGAAUCAAGCCCCUGUAGACGGAUCCAGUGGAACAUCGUAUGGCACAUCUGGGAGCUGCUCUGGAUCAUCCAAAUCCGGAGCACUCGAUUUCUGAGUUACUGAGUUAGUUUUUUUCUCAUUUUCUUCGUAGCUGCUUUUUAAAAUGACUUCACUUCAGAAACUGGCCAUUAUAGUGUUCGGUCAGAAGAAACAGUUAUCACAUUAGCUAAAAGUGUAUCUACAAUUCGUCUUUUGAGUUACAGAAACUGAAAUCUAUUUUGUUUCAUUUGUGUAUUAUCAUAUUCAUGAAACUCUGACGACCAAUAAUAGAUGCUAAGUAUA
Molecule: messenger RNA, 1632 nt
Organism: Brassica rapa (field mustard)
Lineage: Eukaryota; Viridiplantae; Streptophyta; Magnoliopsida; Brassicales; Brassicaceae
Product: elongator complex protein 4
Biological process (GO): tRNA wobble uridine modification
Cellular component (GO): cytoplasm; elongator holoenzyme complex; transcription elongation factor complex
Source: RefSeq, a predicted model, not a curated record